CAUACCACCCCCACAACCUAAUUCAUAUAUAUAACACACUUGCUCAUCCUCCUUUGACAGCCGCCAAUUUCAUUUGAUUGAAAUUAUAAAUCACACACACAUAAAUAUUUAUAUGUACGUAUAUACAUACAUACACACAGAGACAUGGAGAACAAUAAUCAUCAUGCCAUGGCUGCAGGUGCUAGUAGUGAUUCAAACACUAGUGAUCACACCACCCCAAUAUCUUCUUCUUGUGUUAAUGAUAACAACAACAAUAAGUUAUACAAAGGGGUGAGAAAGCGAAAGUGGGGGAAAUGGGUUUCUGAAAUCAGGCUUCCCAAUAGCCGUGAACGAAUAUGGCUAGGGUCUUAUGACUCUCCUGAAAAGGCAGCACGAGCCUUCGAUGCUGCCCUUUACUGUCUACGUGGCCGCCAUGCCAAUUUCAAUUUCCCCAACACACCUUGCAACAUGGACACUGCUACCAAUGCUCCUCCUAACCAAUCUCUUACCCCACAAGAGAUUCAAGAGGUUGCUGCUAAGUUCGCAAAUCAGGUGUCCCCGCUACUACAAAAACCUCAAGAACAACCUCAACCUCAACGUAGUAGUGAUGGUGGUGGCGGUGGUGCUAAUUCUUCAUCGUUUGGAUCAAAGUUGUUAUGUAAAUCAGACAGCAUAGCAGAGAGUAGUACUACUAGUACUACUACUAAUUGUACCCCCACCACCACUGCCUCGUCAUGUUCUGCUACUAUGUACGAAUGUGAUGGAACGGAGCAAGUGGACCGUGGGGACAUGAUGGAUUGGACAUUCUUGAACGUCUUUGAUUUCUCCAAUGAGGUGGUGCUUCCUGCUGUUGGAUCCGACUAUAAUGAUCUCUAUAAUUCUGAGCUACACAAGAUGCACUCAGAUUCAGGUGAGUUAUUGUAUUCUACUCCUUUUGAGGGUUACGAACAAUUAAUUGAAGCUGAUCAUGAUGAUGAUGAUCCUUUUUCUCACCAAUCAUUCCUUUGGAAUUGGAACUUUUGAUCAUCAUAUCAUCACUCGCUACUGCAUGUGCUGCUAGAAUAUGAUGACUACUAGUUAAAAUUACUUGCCCCAGCCUAAAUAUAUAAUAAAGCAUCCUUGAUCUUUUGUAUAUAUGAUAUGUAUAUGGUGUUGUCUCCAAGUAUAUAACAAUAACAAGGACAAGACAAGACACAGGCUAUGUCAGACCAUAUAUAUAUUCCUUACCAUAAUUAAGUAUAUGCCUAGCUAUAUGGCUAGCUAGUGACCUCGGUUUUUCUAGUGCUAUCUAUUCCAUAGAUUAGCACAGGCUACCAACUAUAUAGUAUCGAUCGAUAGAUGUUGUCUUACUAUAUGUUUCCCCUUGGCAAUAAAAUAUUUGUACUUUAUAGGUUGUUUUAUGUAUACUGGUUCAAGUAUAUAUUUAUACCUAAGUAUAUAUAUAUUGAUCUGUGACAUGUAUCCCUUCUCCUUUCCUUAUUUCUCUGUAAAAU
Glycine soja is the source of this 1472-nucleotide messenger RNA. RefSeq names its product ethylene-responsive transcription factor TINY-like. Gene Ontology annotation, molecular function: DNA-binding transcription factor activity; DNA binding. The coding region runs from base 145 to 1002 and encodes 285 amino acids. The transcript has a single exon. NCBI's taxonomy places the organism in Eukaryota, Viridiplantae, Streptophyta, Magnoliopsida, Fabales, Fabaceae. Gene Ontology annotation, biological process: regulation of DNA-templated transcription. The record is from RefSeq and is a predicted model, not a curated record.